AUGGAGGCGACUGGUCUGAGCGUAGGGAAGUCUGUGCUGAAUGGAGCGCUCGGCUACGCCAAAUCCGCGCUGGCGGAGGAGGUGGCGUUGCAGCUCGGAGUCCGCCGCGACCAGGCGUUCAUUACUGAUGAGCUGGAGAUGAUGCAGGGUUUCCUCAUGACUGCACACGAGGAGCGAGACGACAACAUGGUGGUCAAGAUCUGGGUGAAGCAAGUCCGCGACGUUGCCUAUAACGUCGAGGACUGCCUCCAGGAUUUCGCCGUUCGUCUAGACAAGCAGUCUUGGUGGCGCCUCCCUCUGACGCUGCUAGACCGCCGGCGCGUCGCCAAGGAGAUGAAGGAGCUUCGGGCCAAAGUCGAAGAUGUCAGCCAGAGGAACGUGCGCUACAAUCUCAUCAAUACCACGGGCUCCAGGCCCGCUGCCCCUGGUAGGCAGCCCAGCAUCGCAGGUACAACAAUGCUUGGCAUUCAGGACGCAACGAAGCAGGAAAAAUCAAAGGUGGAUCUUGUCCAGCUGAUAAACAAGAAGGGCACCGACCUAAGGGUGAUCACAGUGGGCGGAAAAGGUGCUGAUCUUGGGCAGACACCGAUCAUAUGGGCAGCUUACGAGGAUCCAGAGAUCAAAAACAAUUUUCCGUGCCGAGCAUGGGUGAGGUUGAUGCAUCCUUUCAGUCCAGAAGACUUCGUUCAAAGUUUAGUGGAGCAGUUUCACACAUCAGUAGGGGUUGACAUUCUGCUGGAAACGAAAAAGAUGGGGCAAGAGUUAGCUGAGGAAUUCAAUGGAUAUGUCAAUGCCAAGAAGUUCCUGAUUGUGCUUAAUGACUUAUCAACCAUUGAAGAGUGGAAUCGGAUUAAGAGGUGCUUCCCAAACAAUAAGAAAGGGAGCCUGAUAAUAGUGUCCACAAGGCAAGUUGAAGUUGCAAGCUUAUGUGCAGGACAAGAAAGCAUAGUAUCUGAGCUCAAGCAAUCGUCUAUUGAUCAGAAUAUUUAUGCUUUCUAUGAGAAGGGUUCUCAAGAUGGAACAGAUUUAACGAUGGUUGCCGGGCCUAGCUCAAAAAGUGCAGUCACCAAUGGUACAGACCAAUCUCAGGGUGCUGAUUGGAAUCAUGCGAUGAGAAAGAGCUUCAGUUGCGCUAUGUCCAUGACAACUGCUCUAGAGGAAUCACAUCUUGUUGGUCGAGACAAAGAAAUGAAAAAGAUCAGAGAUCUUAUUUUUGCUGAAGCUGGUGAACAACUUGAGGUGAUCUCUGUGUGGGGAAUGGGUGGUCUUGGGAAAACCACACUGGUCGGAGAUGUCUAUCAGCAGAUCAAUUGCAAGUUUGAUAAGCAUGCUUGUGUCACAAUCAUGCGACCUUUCAUUCUUGAGGAGCUCUUUGGGAGCUUAUUUAUGCAACUAGAUGCAGAAUCUUCUGAAAAGAAGGAUGUGGUGGGUUUGUUGGGCAAUGCAAAGAAAGCAUCACCACCGAUGUCUCUUGCAGAGUUGGUUAAUGAGUUGGCCAAGCUUAUAGAAAAAAAGAGGUCCUUGAUUGUUCUUGAUGAUGUGUCAUCUACUGCAGAAUGGGACCUGAUAGUGCGAAAAUUCCCUAAAAUGACAAACGGAAGCCGGAUCAUAGUCACUACAAGGGAAGAGAAUAUUGCUAACCUUUGUUCAGUGAAAAAGGAAAACAUAUAUAAGCUUGAAGCUCUGAAAGACAGUGAUGCGCGUGUCCUCUUCACGAAAAAGGUAUUUAAAGAGACUGCAUAUCUGGAUGAAAAGCAUCCUGAGCUGAUUGAACAAGCAGAACUGAUCCUUAAGAAGUGCAGUGGACUUCCUCUUGCAAUAGUCACUAUAGGUGGGUUCUUGGCAAACCAACCACAAACAGUGGUGGAGUGGAGGAGAUUGAAUGAGCAUAUUAGUGCUGAGUUGGAGAUAAAUCCAAAGCUUGGGACCAUAUUAGCUGUGCUUACUAAAAGUUAUGAUGGUUUACCUUAUCACCUGAAAUCUUGUUUCUUGUAUCUCCCCAUCUUUCCCGAAGACUACAAGGUUAGUCGGCGGCGUUUGGUGCGGAGGUGGACGGCAGAGGGUUACUCAAGGGAGGUACGUGGUAAGUCUGCAGAGGGAAUAGCAGACAAUUACUUCAUGGAACUUAUAAGUAGGAGCAUGAUCUUGCCAUACCAACAAUCAAUUCGCAGUAGAAAAGGAAUUGACGCUUGCCAUGUCCAUGAUCUCAUGCGUGAAAUUGGCAUUUCCAAGUCAAUGGAAGAAAAUCUAGUGUUUAGGCUGGAGGAAGGUUGUAGCCUGAACACCCAGCACGUUGUGCGUCACCUUGCAAUAAGCAGCAAUUGGGAGGGAAAUCAGAGUGAUCUGGAGAGCAUAAUAGAUAUGUCUCGUGUACGGUCAAUAACAGUUUUUGGAAAGUGGAAGUCAUUUUACAUUUCUGAUAAGAUAAGGCUGCUCCGAGUGCUGGACUUGGAAGGUACCUCAGGUGUAUUUGAUCAUCACCUUGAGGACAUUGUCAAGCUUUUUCACCUAAAAUACCUUUCUUUAAGAGGAUGCACUCCUAUUUGUCACCUGCCAGAUUCUCUAGGCAACCUAAAACAACUUGAGACACUAGACUUGAGAGGUACACAGAUAGUCAAGCUACCACAUAGCAUCAGAAAACUUCGGAAGCUAAACUAUCUUCGUGCUGGUAAGGAACCCAUGGACGAGGACAUCUCGUAUGAACAAGUUGUAGAAGACUUGCCAGCGGUGAUGAGGAACAGUGCAUGCCUUUUGACUGCCUCGUCGAUGGUACUUUGUGCACGUUGUUUUGCAGGCUCAGAUUUUAACGGUUAUAACCACCGUGACUUGUGCAGUGCCUUCUGUUGUGUGGCACUCCCUGUUGUUGCGAUGAAGCUGGACGCACAUGGUGUGGUAGUGCCAAGAGGGGUGAGAAAACUGAAAGCCCUACACACACUAGGUGUUGUGAACAUCUCACGGGGGAGGAUCAUUCUUCAGAACAUAAGAAGACUCAGUGGGCUGCGGAAGCUAGGAGUGACUGGCAUCAACAAGAGAAACAGUCUGGAGUUACAAUCAACAGUUUCUCAACUCAGUCGCCUGGAAUCCUUGUCGAUGCGCUCAGAAGGGAUGCCUGGAUUAUCUGGCUGCUUGGAUGACAUGCCCACUCCUCCAGAAAACCUGCAGAGCCUUAAACUGUAUGGCAAUUUGGUCAUAUUGCCUGCAUGGAUCCAGACACUCGGAAAUCUUGUGAAGCUGAAGCUACGCAACUCUAGGAUAUUGGACCACAGAACAGCCAUACAAGUCCUCGGGGAGCUGCCGAUGCUAGCCAUCCUGUGUCUAUGGACGAAGUCGUUCGAAGGAGAGGUCCAUUUCAGUUUCGAUCAACGGGCAUUUCCGAGCCUGGUGGUGCUGCACCUGGAUCACCUAGAUGGCCUCAAAUCGCUGGAUUUUUCACUGCGAGGGACACCUAAGCUUGAGGUAUUGCAGCUUUCUGAGACCUAUAUCCAGGAACGUUGUAGCGGGCUUCAACACCUCCCAAUGCUCAAGGAAGUUGUGCUCAAGGGAGACUACCCAUGCGUCGAGAAAUUGCGUGCCGACCUUGCCAAGUUCCCCAAUCGACCCGUUGUCAAGUUGAACUGA
Messenger RNA from Triticum turgidum subsp. durum (durum wheat), 3618 nucleotides. NCBI's taxonomy places the organism in Eukaryota, Viridiplantae, Streptophyta, Magnoliopsida, Poales, Poaceae. The record is from the annotation of a GenBank genome assembly.